Messenger RNA from Oryzias melastigma (Indian medaka), 2224 nucleotides. RefSeq names its product ATP-sensitive inward rectifier potassium channel 12. The coding region runs from base 65 to 1702 and encodes 545 amino acids. Gene Ontology annotation, cellular component: plasma membrane. Gene Ontology annotation, biological process: regulation of monoatomic ion transmembrane transport; potassium ion import across plasma membrane. Gene Ontology annotation, molecular function: inward rectifier potassium channel activity. The record is from RefSeq and is a predicted model, not a curated record. Lineage: Eukaryota; Metazoa; Chordata; Actinopteri; Beloniformes; Adrianichthyidae. The transcript has 2 exons.
CUCAGCUGAGACGCUCUGAUGUUUGGACUCCUGCAGUGGACCCCUCCAGGUGAUCCUUGUAGCAAUGGGAACAAGGAGAUCCAACAGGUACAGCAUUGUGUCAGACAUCAUACCUGAGGACGAACUGCAGAAGAUCUCCAGCUUGGGAGUACCUAACGGCCAGGGAUCCCUCAAAGUCCAAAAGUACUUUGACUCGGAAGGAGGCGACAGCAGGAGGAGGUCUGGAGCCCUUGCUGUCGUGCCGAGCACCCGGGAGCAACGAGGGAUGAACAACUACAAUGGCAAGGUUCUGACAAGGGGGUCCAACCAGAUCCGGAGCCGUUUCGUCAAGAAGAAUGGGCAAUGCAACGUUGUUUUCACCAACAUGGAGGAAAGGAGGCAGCGCUACCUUGCAGAUAUCUUCACCACCUGUGUGGACAUCCGCUGGAGAUACCUGUUCUCUAUAUUUUGCAUCAGUUUUCUUCUCUCCUGGCUGUUUUUUGGCAUCAUCUUUUACAGUGUCUCCUUGGCACAUGGGGACUUUGAAAACCUCCCAACACGGAAAGGGGACGGACUGCUUGCAGGGAGCUUACACGGACCAUCUUCUGGGUACAUAGCAGGAGGUCAGACUCAAAGGAUGCCCUGCAUCCUUCAUGUCCAGGGCUUUGUGGGGGCGCUCCUGUUCUCCAUGGAGACCCAGACCACUAUCGGCUACGGCUGGCGCUGUGUUACUGAGGAGUGUCCUGUGGCGGUGAUAACGGUGGUGAUACAGUCCAUCGUUGGCUGCAUCAUCGACUCCUUCAUGAUUGGCACCAUCAUGGCCAAGAUGGCCCGACCCAAGAAGAGGAACCAAACCCUCAUGUUUUCCAAAAAUGCCGUCAUUACCCUUCGCGAUAGCAAGCUCUGCCUCAUGUGGAGGGUGGGCAACCUGCGGAAGAGCCACAUCGUGGAAGCGCACGUCCGCGCACAGCUCAUCCGCUCCUACGUCACAGAGGAAGGGGAGUUCAUCCCCCUGGAACAGAUGGACCUCAACGUCGGCUACGAUGAAGGCACAGACAGGCUGUUCCUCGUGUCUCCACUGGUUGUAAUUCAUGAAAUAGACAAAGACAGCCCUCUGUACACUUUAAGCAGAGCUGAUCUGGAAGCAGAUGACUUUGAGAUUGUUGUCAUAUUGGAGGGAAUGGUGGAAGCCACCGCCAUGACCACCCAGUUCCGUAGUUCUUACCUCGCCAGGGAGAUUUUCUGGGGUCACAGGUUUGAGCCUGUGAUCUUCGAGGACAGGGACUGCUACAAAGUAGACUACAGUCGCUUCCAUAAGACCUACGAGGUGCCCUCGACGCCCCACCUCAGCGCCAAGGAGCUAGACGAAGCCGCCAGCCGAGCCUCCUCUGCCGCGUCUCCCGCAUCACCUUUCAGAUCCAAGCAAGACCUGAUCCAGCGAACGCUGAGCGCCUUCUGCUACGAGAACGAGGUGGCACUGAGCGGCGGCGAGGAGGAGGAGGACAUAUUUGACUCCUCGCAGAUCGUCGGCAUGGAGAGGGCAGAGGAGAGGAGGACUUCAGUGGAUUUCCACAACAUGUUCCACGACAACUCCACUGUGGCUUCAGGAAGCCACAAUGUCAUGUGUGUCCUGGACAUGGACAACAACCAGAUGGAGUUUGACAUCCUUCAGACUGCCAUUCCUCUUGAUCCCGUCACUUACAAAAGUGAGCAGGAUACCUAGAAGAAAAACGAAAAUAAUACUCAGAGUUAAAUGAGAGUUUCAUUGGAUUUGAUCUGUGCUGAGAGUAUUGAAACCCCUUUGGCCUUUCCGGUGUUUUAUAUUUGCAUUUAUGUGUUUUUCCUUUAAUAGUGAUGUCAAUUAAUCUAAUUUCCUGUUCAAGAUUCAGCACAUGAGAAUGAAUUCCUAAAAGAGCCUUACAAAGGUAAAAUAUUCCAUCUUUCAACCCCUUGAUCCCUAAUGAUGCAAAUAUCAGACCACUUCUGCUCUAAAUCUAACUGCAAUUAGGAUCUACAUCAGGGGAGAGCAAACUACAUCAAACCCUUUAAUCUGGCCCACCAAACUGGAAUAAAUUAUAUUAAUAAUCCUUAAUCAUUUUUUAUUCUCCCUGUAAUUCUGGUUUCUACUUAUGGAUGGUGGAUUAUUGUUUUCCUGACAUUGAUAUUUGUUUUUCAAGUCAUUUUUCUGAUCAUUUAAACACCACAUGAAAGCAGCAUUUAUCUAAAUUUGCGUUUAUUUCAGAGG